Messenger RNA from Sycon ciliatum, 804 nucleotides. RefSeq lists its product as uncharacterized. Gene Ontology annotation, molecular function: DNA binding. The transcript has a single exon. Bases 1 to 804 code for a protein of 267 amino acids. The record is from RefSeq and is a predicted model, not a curated record. Gene Ontology annotation, biological process: DNA recombination; DNA integration. Lineage: Eukaryota; Metazoa; Porifera; Calcarea; Leucosolenida; Sycettidae.
AUGCUGAGUAGUUUUGCUGCCUCCCUAACCCAGUCGGUCAGACCAGUGACUAUUAAGGUUUACCUCAGUGCUAUCAAGAACCUGCACCUGGAGCUCGGUUAUGUCGACCCGACCGAGGGCGCGCACUUCCUCAAGCGAGUGGUACGCGGUAUUUGCCGUUGCCAUGGAGUAGCCGCUGUCCGCCCCAGGCUGCCAAUCACAUUUCCUAUUCUCUGCAGUCUGGUUGACACCUGCCUAGCUGCUCCAACCAUGUGCCCUCACGACAAGCGCUGCCUGCAUGCCGCUAUGCUUGCCGUGUUCUUUGGUUUCUUCAGAUGCGGUGAACUGCUAGAAGCACCUACCACGCGCGGCUGUUUGACAUUCGAGUCAGGGAUGCUCCAUGUGCACCUACCACGCUCGAAGACAGACCCGUCCGGGGAAGGUACGACGGUGCUGAUCGGGCCAGCGGUGCCGCCAUACUGCGCUGUGAGAGCCAUGCUCACCUACCUCACUGCAACCGCCUCUGCUCGUCCAGGCAAUGCUGUGUUCAUCCUGGCCAACGGGCAACGCCUCAACCGCAGCACUUUUACAGCCCACGUACGCACGCUGCUUAGCACCAGCGGCGUGGCAAACUGGCAGGACUAUGCAGGCCACAGCUUCCGUAUCGGGGCCGCUACCACUGCUGCCCUUGCUGGCGUCCCCGACCACCAGAUCCGCUCCGCGGGACGGUGGCGCAGUGAUGCAUGCCUACGCUACAUCCGGACACCACCGUCAUCGGCCCGAACGCUGGCCAGCAAACUAUCCUCAGUAAGAUCAUCUCCCUGA